AUGGACAGAACAUCCGUUGUGAACUACUGCUUAGGACUCCUGAGUUUGUUAAUACUGCAGGGAGCGCUGAGUGUGGAUGGAAGGAGCACGUUCAACCCUGGAAACCGUGUUUUCAAUCCCAAAGAGGAUACAGAGGCCCAGAGCAAGAUUCUUGCACUCUUACUGCACAAGAGCCUAGUUUCAGUUGAAAAGGACGAUCCUCUAGGUCUUGAACUGGCCAACAAAUUAGCUGAAUUAGAGGAGCUCCGGGCGCUGAGGGAGGACCUGGAGCUGGAGAGGCAGAUCACAGCCAAUUUGGCUGAGGGCAAAGCUCUAACUCAGAAGAGGGGCGAACCUUGCUUCUGGAAAUACUGUGUGUGA
This is a messenger RNA of Hippoglossus stenolepis (Pacific halibut), 360 nucleotides long. RefSeq names its product urotensin 2 domain containing (gene uts2d). Gene Ontology annotation, biological process: blood vessel diameter maintenance; regulation of blood pressure. The coding region runs from base 1 to 360 and encodes 119 amino acids. NCBI's taxonomy places the organism in Eukaryota, Metazoa, Chordata, Actinopteri, Pleuronectiformes, Pleuronectidae. Gene Ontology annotation, molecular function: hormone activity. Gene Ontology annotation, cellular component: extracellular region. The record is from RefSeq and is a predicted model, not a curated record. The transcript has 5 exons.